Molecule: messenger RNA, 4349 nt
Organism: Anguilla rostrata (American eel)
Lineage: Eukaryota; Metazoa; Chordata; Actinopteri; Anguilliformes; Anguillidae
Gene: ebf2
Product: EBF transcription factor 2
Exons: 16
Coding region: 920-2674 (584 amino acids)
Biological process (GO): regulation of transcription by RNA polymerase II
Molecular function (GO): RNA polymerase II cis-regulatory region sequence-specific DNA binding; DNA-binding transcription factor activity, RNA polymerase II-specific
Source: RefSeq, a predicted model, not a curated record
UCAUUAUUAUUAUCUGUGCAAGUUGAAUAAAAAGCGUGUCUUACUUUAAAUAGCUGUAGAGUCUAUGUUAUCUGUAUCUGCAUUACACAGUCUUACACCUGAGCGUGCCCCAUUACCUAACGAAAAGUUUGGACACGCAACACAGCGAUUGGCUACAGCUGUAUAUGAAGCCUGCCAAAAAGUAUUGCCAGCGUUGGCUUUUACACCAAUCAGAGGAGGCGCGUGGACGAUCAGUACUGAAUACAGCUCCCAGCCCCUCCUCCAGCUCCGUCUGGGUAACUCAUUCAUGGUAUAGGAUCUUGAAAGCAUCAUUUGGAGCACUUGGUCCAUGCAUUCGGUUAACUGUUUUUCGUCUAUCAGUCCGUUCGAUCCUGGACCAGAAGGCACGACGAACCUUCGUUCAUUGCAGGAUAAGCUGAAAGGGUGUGCAUGUAUGUGUAUAAGAACUAUAAUUUGUACGAGUGAUUCUUUCCCGGACAGUUUACGUGUGCGUGUGUGCUGUCUUCAUACGUGUACACGUAUGUAUGCAUGAAUGUAUGCAUGCAUGUAUGUCUUCAACAAAACAGGUGAUCCUUGUUAGCAGUCGAACCGACAUUUGGACGCAUUCCUACUUUUUGGUUUAACAAUGACUACACCUCAAAGGAAGAUAAAUCAGUUGCAUAUAUUUUUACUUCAGGAGAACUUUUAAAGGCGAACAGGAGAAAAUUACUGAUUCUGGACAGAUCUGAUAUUUCAGAAAUUCAACAGCCUUUUCUUCGCGCUCGUAUAAAACAGAAAUCAACAGCACUGAACUUUUUGGGAUCCACAGUUCUGCCAACAUUUUUAUUUAGAUUGCAUUUAAUUAACAAUUUGCUUUUGUUUAUUCACACUCUUUUUGAACCAAAGUAGCAAAAUCUGCAUUGUUGUGUUGGUAAGUUAAAUGUUCGGGAUUCAAGAACAACUGAUCAGAGAAGUGAACGGAAUAAAAGAAAAUCAUCUUGGCUUGGAGAUGGAGUCUGUCCGGUCCUGGGUACGGAAUGUCGGAGUUGUGGAUGCGAACGUCGCGGCGCAAAGUGGAGUGGCCCUGUCCCGGGCCCAUUUUGAGAAGCAGCCCCCGUCCAACCUGCGGAAAUCCAACUUCUUCCACUUUGUCCUGGCUCUGUAUGACAGACACGGGCAGCCAGUGGAGGUGGAGAGGACGGCCUUCGUGGACUUUGUGGAGCAUGAGAAGGAACAGACAGGAGAGAAGACAAACAACGGGACUCAUUACAAACUUCAGCUCCUGUACAGCAAUGGAGUGCGGACAGAGCAGGACCUGUACGCACGACUCAUUGACUCAGUCACAAAACAGCCCAUCGCUUAUGAAGGUCAGAAUAAAAACCCAGAGAUGUGCAGGGUCCUGCUCACCCAUGAAGUUAUGUGCAGCCGCUGUUGUGAGAAGAAGAGCUGUGGCAACCGUAACGAGACCCCCUCGGACCCGGUCAUCAUCGACAGGUUCUUCUUGAAGUUUUUCCUGAAGUGUAACCAGAACUGUCUGAAGACAGCAGGAAACCCAAGAGACAUGAGAAGGUUUCAGGUGGUCCUGUCCAGUACGGUGAGCGUGGAUGGGCACGUCCUGGCCGUGUCUGAUAACAUGUUCGUCCACAACAACUCCAAACACGGACGGAGAGCUCGCAGGCUGGAGCCGGGCGAGAGUGCGGAGAGCAACAUGGAGUACGCCACCCCCUGCAUCAAAGCCAUCAGUCCCAGCGAGGGCUGGACAACAGGGGGCGCUAUGGUCAUCGUCAUCGGGGAGAACUUUUUCGACGGGCUCCAGGUGGUGUUUGGGAGCAUGUUGGUGUGGAGUGAGCUGAUCACGCCGCAUGCCAUACGCGUCCAGACGCCCCCCCGGCACAUCCCGGGGGUGGUGGAGGUCACGCUGUCCUACAAGUCCAAGCAGUUCUGCAAGGGCGUGCCCGGCCGCUUCAUCUACACAGCUCUGAAUGAACCCACGAUCGACUAUGGGUUCCAGAGGCUGCAGAAGGUCAUUCCCAGGCACCCCGGUGACCCCGAGAAACUGGCCAAGGAGAUGUUACUAAAGAGAGCUGCUGACUUGGUUGAAGCCCUGUAUGGAAACCCACACAGUAAUCAGGACAUGCUGUUGAAGCGGGCGGCCGACAUCGCCGAGGCGCUGUACAGUGUGCCCCGCCCCCACAGCCAGCUGCAGGCCCUGCCCAGCUCCCCCGCCCACGGCAGCGUGAUGGGCAUCGGCUCGUACCCCUCCCAGCUGGGCGUCAGCAUCGGGGAGCCGGGACAGGCCAGCGCGCAGGGUUACAUCCGUAACUCCAGCAGCUUGUCUCCGCGGGGCUACCCCUCCGCCUCCACCCCCCAGCAGUCUGGUUACGGGGGUGGCGGGGGCAUGAGUGGGGGGUAUGGGGCUGUGCCCAUGUCCAGUCUGGGGGUGCCGGGGUCCCCCGGUUUCAGCAGCGCUUCUCCCACCAGCUCGCCCUACGGCAUCAUGCCCUCCAGCCCCACGAUCCCGGGUUCGAGCUCCUCCUCCUCCCUCCUGCCCUUCUCCUCCUUCCCCUCCUCCGCCAAGCAGAAGAGCGCUUUCGCCCCGGUCCUGAGGCCGCAGGGGUCCCCCUCCCCCGCCUGCCCCGUCUCCGGGGGCAACAGCUUCAGAGCGAUGACAGGCCUGGUUGUCCCUCCGAUGUAGCAGAAGAGACCCCCCCCCACACCCCCCCAUACCCCCCCAUCCUGAUCCAACACCACUCUCCAAAACCUCUUUCUGCCUGGGGAGGUCGUGGAUGCACUUGGGACCCCAACGGCAAACUGAGCUUUCCGCAUAAUUCCCACAAGCCCCUGUUUCUCCCAGCAUCCCCGCCCCUCUGCUCCCUGAACACCCGCCUCUUCGCCUUAGCCGAUUGGUAAAGACGAGACGUCAACAGACGGAUCGGCCACACCGAUUGGACGGAAUGCAGGACGGAAGCAUAAAGAGGGGACCAAUCCAACGGGGUUGGGCGUUCAGUCCAGCACCGAUACAGAGAUGCAGCCUGUUGAGCAGGAUCUCCCGAGGCCACCGUCCAGGGAACUGUCCAGAGAGAGCCUGCAUCAGGGCAUCGUCAGCUGAACAUUCCAGUGACCUUUCACCUUUGACCCCGAACACGCCCCUCCAGCCUGAUGCACGGAGACCCACGCCAGCAGAGCCGCUUGCCGUACGAGCAGCCGUGCGACACCGCGGCGUUCUGGUUUUAGCUGAGCCGCGGCAAAAAGAAGAUGGCGGCCUGUUGCAUCCGGUUCGGUCUUGUGCCGGCAGACGCUCACAGCAGUGCACGGUGACUCUUUGAAAAGCAGGGUGCCAUUUCUCUUUACUCGCCCAAAAAAGGACGCUGUUGGUGCUUUUGUAAAGACGUUACUGGUGCGAGAAAUCCUGGUUCAUGAAAUAGACCUUGGAGGUGAUUUACAUUCUGUGGCAGAGGAUCAUUUUUCUUUUCUUUUCAGGCUCGGUCUCUUAAGUUUAUACAGAAAGAACUCUUAAUCCUGCUGUUGCAGGCCUGAAAAUAGACUACAUCCUAUAUCGAUUUAUUUAAGAAAAAAAAAACAACCAAUUUAACUUAUUAUUAUAGUUAGGAUUAGGAAUAAUAUAAACGUCUUUCAUUCCUUUUGUAAUUGUUAUGAUUAUUGUUGUUGUUAUGAUUAUGUUAUUAUUACAUUGACAUUAUUAUUGUUGUUUCUCAUUCAAUAUCACAAUAAGCUCACAGAUUAUGCCUAAGAAGACAGAUGCUGAGAUAUAGAAAAUGAGGAGGACAGACUCAAAAAAAAAAGGGAAAAAGGUUAAUGACUUCUGCAUUUUAAAAACUUUUGUCAUGUGUUUUUGGUUUUGAAUAAUGACUGCUCCGCUCUGUGUAAUGAGUGAUGACAGCGCAGGAGACUUCUUUGGCGGUAAAACCAUGGUUCCCCCCCUCCCCCUCCCUCUCCCCCCGCGUCCUCCCUCCGAGUCUCAGGAGGGUCACGUGUUCCCCCGCUGUACGUUUGUUGUUUAUGCAUGCCAUUCCAAAAGCACAUUCCUUUCAUCCUUCUUUCGCCUUGUGUUGCAAAAUAUGAAUGAUUGUUUUUUUGUUUUUUUAAUGAUGGUAAUGUGUAAUCAUACCUCACUUGAUUUUAUAUUGUUUCCCAGUUGUUCAGUCUCUAUGCAGUACACUAAGAAGCACAAGUAAGAAAUGAAUAAGACACAAUGUAUAAUUUUUUUUUUAAAAAGCAGCUCACUUCGGUCGGUGCCAUGGUACAAAGCAACGUUGAGGACGGUCUCUCAAAAAUGUCAUUUGUAUGUAUGGAGGUGUAAUGACUUUUUUUUUCUUCCAAAUAAAACAAAAAUGUGUUUUAAGAAAUCA